Messenger RNA from Medicago truncatula (barrel medic), 1756 nucleotides. RefSeq lists its product as uncharacterized. The record is from RefSeq and is a predicted model, not a curated record. The coding region runs from base 531 to 1400 and encodes 289 amino acids. NCBI's taxonomy places the organism in Eukaryota, Viridiplantae, Streptophyta, Magnoliopsida, Fabales, Fabaceae. Gene Ontology annotation, molecular function: S-adenosylmethionine-dependent methyltransferase activity. The transcript is spliced from 2 exons.
AGGCUUACCAACACUACAAUGACCCAAUCCAAAAAACAGCUAUCUUCCCACUCAUCAACCUCCUUAGCCGGUUAACCGGUAAACCCUUCAACUUCAAAGUUCAAAAACUCAAAAGAUUUUUAUACUCACAAAACACCGUACACACUACACAGUAAUAUAAAACACGUUCUUUCAUUGUGUAGCAUCAAAAAAACACAACCACCAACGAGGUUCCGGUCCCAUUACCAUUUUCAUCUCUCGAAAUUCGUACAAUCUUAGAAACAACGGUGUCGUGUUAAAACGCAGAUAAACCUCGCCGUUUUGUUCUGACACAAAAUAAAAAGAGCAUAACGACGAAUCAAAACGCGUCUUUCAAAAAUCAAAAUCAAAAGAAUCAACAACUGUGCUUGUUUUAGUGACUCAUACACUGUCACUCACUUCUUUCUUUUCAAUUUCAAUUUCAAUUUCAAUUUCAGUUUCACAUUUGGAUCUGAUUCCUAAGCUUUCAUUUCUUAACCAUACAAUUCAAAUUCAAUCCCCGGUUGAAACUGAUGGGAAAAUCAAGCAACAAUAGCAAGGAAUGGACGAUCUACGGAAUGGAGCAAUGGCAAACCCUAAUUUUCCUCUUAUGUCAAGCAAUUUUAUUCUCAGUAUUAUCAGUUCUCUAUCUUGUAUACUUCAAUCCAAUUUGUAGUUUCUUUGAAAGAAUAAUCUCAACCGCCGCCGUCGCCAGAUUCGCCGCUGGAUUCACCGGCUCAGUCACAGCACUCUCUGCUGUAUGUCUCUUCUUCGCUGCGGCGAAUUUCUUUUACUCCGCCGUUCCUCUUCACUACGACAUGGCACAGCGGAUCGUCUCCGCCGUACACGACUGGUCUUCUGUAAAACUCGCUCUUGAUUUAGGCUGCUGCGGCCGGGGAAUUCUCUUAAACGCCGUUGCAACACAGUUGAAAAAAGAAGGAAGCUCCGGCCGUGUUGUCGGUUUAGACCGAUCGAAGCGUACAACACUGUCCACACUUCGAUCGGCUAAAAUGGAAGGAGUUGGUGAAUACGUCACUUGUCGCGAAGGCGAUGCGAGACGGUUACCGUUUCCUGAUAAUUACUUCGAUGUGGUAGUUUCUGGUGUGUUUGUGCAUACUGUAGGGAGAGAGUAUGGACAGAAAACGGCGGAGGCGGCGGCGGAGAGGAUGAGAGCGGUGGCGGAGAUGGUGAGAGUGAUGAAACCUGGUGGUGUGGGUGUUGUGUGGGACCUAGUUCACGUGCCUGAGUACGUGCUAAGGUUACAAGAAUUAAAGAUGGAAGAUGUUAGAGUUUCAGAACGUGUUACAGCUUUCAUGGUUAGUAGUCACAUUGUUUCGUUCAGGAAACCUAGUCAGCAUGUGCAUGGACCCGCUGAGGUUUGCUUGGAUUGGAGAUUAUGCUGAUGUGGAAUUUAAUUCUCACCAUAUACCAACAAACAAAAUAGUACCAUUAUCAUAAUUAUAAUGUUAAAUAUUUUUUCGUUUUAUAUUAUAUAGUAUGAUUAAUAUCUAAGUUAAAGUUAUAGCUGGGGAGGCGAAGUCAAACCAGAUGUUUAGAAUGAUAUGGUUUUUGUAAAUGUAGUGAUGAUUUUAUAUAUAGUAAUGAAAUUGUAUAACUAUGAUGUAUAUUAGGCAGAAUAUGGUAGUACUUGGAUUUUAUGUUUCAAUUUUUGUGUUUUAAUUAUCUUUAUUAUCCAUUUGUGAGUAUGUAAGUAAAAUUUGUAUGAGGAAUGCUAAUUAUGAAUUGUUUAUUAGAGAGA